Messenger RNA from Neofelis nebulosa (Clouded leopard), 1214 nucleotides. It is a transcript of the gene PON3, whose product is annotated as paraoxonase 3. The record is from RefSeq and is a predicted model, not a curated record. Gene Ontology annotation, molecular function: arylesterase activity. Gene Ontology annotation, cellular component: extracellular region. The transcript is spliced from 9 exons. The coding region runs from base 73 to 1137 and encodes 354 amino acids. NCBI's taxonomy places the organism in Eukaryota, Metazoa, Chordata, Mammalia, Carnivora, Felidae.
GGGCCUGGAACCUGCCGACCUGCCCUCCGGGAGUGCACUGCGCCGGCUUGUCACCACGGGGCCCCGGAGAUCAUGGGGAAGCUGGUGGUGCUGACCCUGCUUGGGGCCGUCCUGGCCCUAAUAGGGGAGAGAUUAGUGGCGUUUAGACAAAGAACAAAUGCAUCUCGAGCAGUGGAGCCAGUAGACCUCCCAAACUGCCACCUUAUUGAGGGACUUGAAAAUGGCUCUGAAGAUAUUGAUAUACUUCCUAAUGGGCUGGCUUUUAUCUCCAGUGGAUUAAAAUAUCCAGGCAUGCCAAACUUUGCACCAGAUGAGCCAGGACAGAUUUUCUUGAUGGAUCUGAAUGAGCAAAACCCAAGGGUGCAGGCACUAAACAUCAGUGAUGGUUUUGACAAAGCAUCAUUUAAUCCACACGGAAUCAGUACUUUCAUCGACAAAGACCAUACCGUGUAUCUUUAUGUUGUGAAUCACCCCCACAUGAAGUCCACGGUGGAGAUAUUUAAAUUUGAGGAACAACAACGUUCUCUUGUACACCUGAAAACUAUAAAACAUGAACUUCUCACAAGCGUGAAUGACAUUGUGGUUCUUGGGCCAGAACAGUUCUAUGCCACCAGAGAUCACUAUUUUACCAACUUCUUCUUGGUACUAUUAGAGAUGAUCAUGGAUCUUCGCUGGACUGAUGUUCUUUUCUACAGUCCAAGAGAGGUCAAAGUGGUAGCCAAAGGAUUUAGUUCUGCCAAUGGGAUCACAGUGUCACUAGACAAAAAGUAUAUCUAUGUAGCUGAUGUAUUGGCUCAGAACGUUCAUGUACUGAAUAAGCAUCGUAACUGGGAUUUAACUCAAGUGAAGGUAAUACAGUUGGGCACUUUAGUGGAUAACUUAACUGUGGAUCCUGACACGGGAGAUAUUUUGGCAGGAUGCCAUCCUGAUGCCAUGAAGCUGCUGAUCUAUAACUCUGAGGAUCCUCCAGGGUCAGAAGUGCUUCGCAUCCAGGAUGUUUUGUCUGAGAAGCCCAAAAUAAGCACCACGUAUGCCAAUAAUGGCUCUGUGCUUCAGGGAAGCUCUGUGGCUUCUGUGUACCAUGGGAAACUUCUCAUAGGCACCGUAUUUCACAAAGCUUUGUACUGUUUGUUCUAGACUCUAGACAUCCCAAAAAGUCUUGUCAACCAACGAAAGACAAAACUGCAAGCUGCAAAAUAAAAUAAAUGUGUUUA